Molecule: messenger RNA, 4783 nt
Organism: Porites lobata
Lineage: Eukaryota; Metazoa; Cnidaria; Anthozoa; Scleractinia; Poritidae
Source: the annotation of a GenBank genome assembly
AUGGCAACACCAAGUGUAACAUCCACCAAAGAGUCAACCAAUUAUGCUCGGUUGUGUCGCCUUCUUAUAGAUGUUGGUUCCCAGGCUCUAAGAGACACUUUUGAUGGGUUUUACUCUCCAGGAAACCUUCACAUUUUUUUGAGUAGUACCUCGGUUCAGUCUAAACUAAAAUCCCUGAGAGGAAAGAAAAUCCUCAAUCCAACACAAUGGAGUAAAUUGUUCCCCGCUGUGCCCACCACUGUAACUUCUGCUAGUUUUGACAUCACUCUUUUAAGCGUUCUCCUGAGAAACAUUUGUGGGUUGAGUCCUCCUGCAUCAACAGCAUCAUGGGACAAACUUCCCCCACCAACAGAUACAUGUCGUGAAGCUGACCUUGUUCGAAUAAAACAUUUUCGAAAUACCGUUUAUGGACAUGCUGAGAAGGCCUCUGUCGACGACGUUACAUUCAAUGGUCUCUGGCAUGACAUUGAGAGUGCGAUGGUCAGAUUAGGAGGACCACCUUAUGCAGCUGCUAUUACCAACCUUAAGGGCGAAUGUAUGGACCCUGAUAUCGAAGAACAUUAUAAAGAGGUUCUUUUGAUGUGGAAGAAGGAUGAGGACAACAUUAAAAACAAGAUCGAAGAGCUAGAUAAGAAGUUUGAAGACUUCAUGAAGUCAUCAGCUGAAGAAAGUGGUAAGUCUUUUCUAAACCCAGGGACAGUAUAAUAUAAAAUAAAAUAAUGGUGAAGAUGACGACGGCAAUGAUGAAGAUGACGACUCAAGAAAAUUAAGGCAUGGGUCAUCUAUUUAAUUCCUCAACACAGGGCUGGGGGGGGGGUGGUCUAACGUUUUAAGCUUUCAUUGAAACGCAAAAUCACUUAAGGACAGACUUCCUGGGUAUAAGUUCAAUAUUUUUGAAUGACUAUUGGAGACAUUAAUUGUCAUGUGGCCUCUUAAAGCUAUUGUUAGCUCAAAAAUCUAUUGGGCAGUAUGGAGCCACUUUUCAUUACUUUCUGGAAUUUGCAGUUAUCGUCUUAGUAAUGAGACCAGGAGGUUACGGUAUAUCAUUUCUGUGGCCGCGCCUGUUAAGGUAAUCCUUUAGACAGGAACGAAAUUUGAAAAUCGUUUGAUAAGGGGACUGGGUACUAGUACAAAAUACUGGAUAUUAACACUUUCAUAAAUUAUUCCACAAAGCCCGGGAACAGAUGUCUAAUGAUCAUCUAAGGACAUGUUUGGUUGCAAUUUCUCUGAGGGAAAUUUGUCAUUGUGGUCUGUGAAAGGACCUGAAAGAUCUAAUAAGCGCAUUUUGUGGCUGUGAAAAACAGAAAACAUUCUGGUUUAGUUAUUUAUUCAUCUUUAAAAUACAUUUACAGCAUUUAAAAAGGGAUGCAGCUUUCUAACCUAGGAUACGAAAGGGGUACCUUUUCCAUAAAAAAAUAAUGUUGGGUACUCAACCCAGCCGGUGCGGAAACGGGAUUUACCAGUGGUUGGCCUGUGUCGUAAAGUUAGCCAAUGGAAGUGCACGCUUUUGAGAACAAAUCCAGUUAUAUAAUAAAUGUGAAUAUUUCCGUGUCUUUUGAAAUGGUCCGUGGUGGAUUUAAUGACAGUUUAUUUCAUUUGUAAAAGGGAAACUCAGGGAUGAGGUCAACAAGAAACUGGACUUUUUGACUAAGAGAGGUAAGAUAUACGUAACCAAAACACAACAAAACCAUCAAUCGUUUCCUCAAUAGUGGUAGAGCUUAAUAAACAUCGCAUCCAAAAGCGAUGCGAUGAAAAAAGUGUGAGAAAAUACAUUGAUUGAUAAUUAGCACGGAUUUAGAUGCUUCUGAAUUUCUUGAGCCGAACAGAUUCUUAAGGAAUUACCUGUAUCACAACUAUGUCGCCAGUGCUUAUAUAGAAAUCGAGCUGUCACAAUUCUGGCUUCAUAAUAAUCUUGAUGGAAAUAAAUCAGCCUCCUUUAGACUGAGAAACAGAAUCUAAGAUUUGCAAAAAAAUACAGAAUUAAAUAGAAGUGAUCGUUUCUGAAUGUGGGAGGCAUUAGUAUGUUGAGGGUCGCGGUUAAAAAAAGUCGACAAAUAAGAGAAAUUCAGGGGUGAGGUCAACAAGAAACUGGACUAGAAUCUAUUUCAGAUUUAUUUCAGGAAUUAUUUCUGUGCAUCUUAAAGAUAGGUCAGUCGUCUAAACAUAAGGCUGUUAUUUUUAUGGCUCCAGUGCUAAUUGACAGAACUCGGUUACCCUCUCUGCAGGCCAGCUCUCUCAAUCAGCUGCGCUAUAAACCCUAGCUCGUAAAGUAACUUUGUCUCUGAAAUGACAAUUAAGCAUCAAAAGUUUAAUCUUUCACACAGUAAUAUCUCGAUGUUUCGUUGUUUAUAAUUAGUUGUCAUCUUAGUUCAUUACAAAUUCAAAGAGUUUUCAAAUUUCAGCUUGCAACUGACAAUAGACUAUGUAAAUCAUUUUCAAUGAUAAGGCUUCUCUUAACCACUCUCGAAGUAAAAGGCGAACACACUGUUUGGUUAUAACGGUCAUAUGCUAGUUUAUCUCACAUUCGCAUGGAGCUUGUUUUCUUUUGCUUUUUAUUUUCUUGACAGAAAUAAACAGAGACAACCGCAGAAGUGAGCUGCCAGAAGAAGUACCCAACGUACAUGGACACGAAAAAGAAGUUGAUGACAUCGUUCAAGCUCUCUGCGGAGAGAGAAAAACGACAGCAGCCGGAGUCCUUGUUAGUGGAAUAGCUGGGAUAGGAAAGUCCACGGUUGCCAUUCAAGCUGGGCAUCGGCUUAAAAACGAAUUUGAAACCAUCGUUAGGUUUUGUUCUUUGAGAGGUGCAAACAAAGGGGGCGGAGAAGACGACGACGUGUUGAGAGAAAUUUUGAAUGUGUGUGUCCCAGGCCAUCAACAAAGCAGUGAGUACCCCAAGCAUGUUUUGCUCAACUGGUGCAGGCGGCUUGAAUACGAAUUGGUCCUUAUUGUUGAUAAUGCGGAAGACGCUAUAGACGAUCCAGGCGACUAUUCAUUUCUGAACUUGUUGAGUGAUAUGAGAAAGUGCUCAUACUGUCAAAUUAAGUUCCUGAUAACCUCAAGACGUUCGGAAAUUGAAACUUCCGGAACAGUUUCAAACCUUCAGCUUGUCAAAAUACCCGUUGGUCCUUUGGAUGUUAGGGAAGGUGUAGAAGUUCUAAAGGACGGUGCUAAUUUGCCGUUUGAGACUGCGCCUGACAUUGAAGUCAAAUUAUACAAAAUAGCUGAACUAUGCGAAAACAUUCCACUAGCACUCCGAUUAGCUGGUCCUCUCCUUGCAGAAGAAUCUGAAUAUUCUUUUGACGGACUUAUACAAGAGCUUGAAAAGAACCCAACGAAAACUCUCGAUCUUGAGCAUAUGAUGGAAAUAGCUUUCAAAAAGCUAGACGAGUCUCUGCAACACGCAUUAGUUUGUUUGUCCGUGUUUCCUCGAUCUUUUGCAAGAGAUGCUGCUGAGGCAUUACUGGGCAAAGUUAACUGUGCUCAGCACCUAACAAAGUUAAAGAAAAGGUGCUGGAUCCAGAAACAGGGCAACCGAUACCUCAUUCAUUUACUGAUUAGAGGGUACGCCAGGCAAAUCGGAGAAAGGGAAGGGUUCCGCCAAAUUCUAGCUCUUGGCCAGCAGAGGUUUACUGAGCACUUUUUGACACAGAUUUUAAAAGAUACCGACAAGUAUUGGGGAAAAGACAAGUGUAAGGAAUCUCUCCGUCUUUUCAACGAGGAAAGGGUCAAUCUGGAAGCCACUCUUAAAGUUGUGGGCCAAAAGAAAAUGUGCAGCUAUGGGGCAUGCAGAGAACUAGAGUGUAUGGUGAUGCGAUGUCACCAAGUAGCACAAUACAUUGAAUACUGUGUCCCCUUUAAGGUUUAUUAUGAAUUUCUUGUGGGCCUGCUUCAAUUUUCUCGAAGCCAAGAGAAAAUUACUAAGGAGGUAGAGAUUUUGUGCCUCCUUUUUCACGAAUCAAGAAAACGUGGUGAAGGUGAAAUGCAGAAAUCAAAAGAUCUCAUUGAACAAGCUAUCCAACUACACGAUGGAAACCUCCCAUGUUUUGAUGAAGAGGGCUUGUCUGAAGUUUUUUAUUUGAUCCACUAUGGUAGAUACCUCUCACAGGACUGUCACGAAAGAGAGAGGUCACAGCGUUAUCUUGAAAAGGCAAUUUCAGUUUAUGAAAAGGACGCUGCGAAGCAUUUGGAACAUAACUUCACAUUUGAUAAGGGCAAAAUUCUUUCUCAAAUGGGACAUAACGCGAAACUUCACAAAGAUGGAGUAAAGCGCGAAGCCGCUGUGAGAUACUAUAGUGAAGCCUUAAGUUUUCGUCUUGUGCAUUAUGGAAAGCAUCUUUUAACAGCGUUUUCAUACAAAGAAAUGGGUGAUUACUUUUUGUUUCUUGAGGAACUGGGCAAGGCAGAUGAAAACUACAAGAAAGCACUUGCUGUUUUGGAAGACAUGGAUGUAAAGGAACAGAAAGAGAUAGUUCCCAUCUAUAAAAACUUUGGAAUCUGCUGCCGGAAGAGAAAAGACUUUGUCCGAUCUAGAGAAAUGUUCCAGCUGGGAAGUUCUGUUGCCGAUAACACCAUAGAGGGAAACCACAAAUGGAAAGUUUGGAUCAAGACUCAACUAGCGUUGCUUCUGUAUAGAGAAUAUCCAGAAGAAGAAAGUGAGGCCCGCAUAAUUUCUGCAGAAGUUUUUCAAAUGGGUAAGGAACUUGGAAUGAAGAAAUGGCCUAAAAAGGAGACACUUGAAACGUUUUACAAGAAUCAUCAGGAACAUGAUAAACACCACCUAUAG